Molecule: messenger RNA, 501 nt
Organism: Zasmidium cellare ATCC 36951
Lineage: Eukaryota; Fungi; Ascomycota; Dothideomycetes; Mycosphaerellales; Mycosphaerellaceae
Exons: 1
Coding region: 1-501 (166 amino acids)
Source: RefSeq, a predicted model, not a curated record
AUGGCACUAUUCCCCGAGGGCGCUGAGAUCCAUGCAGCUAGUCAGGAUUUCAAGGAGACCAAGACGCUCUUGGAGCAAUUGACGCGCGAGAUCAUGGAAGCUCACAGCUCGCCGGAUCCCAAUGCGUAUGACAUCAUCCGACGAUGGUGCACAGCUGACUUCAUGAUGGAGAACAGCUCCCUUCAUGAGUGCGUGGUUCCGUUCGCCGACAACCUAGAGACGCAUCUCCAGAAUGUCGAUGUGCUCAAAGUGAAAAACCCGGGCCUGCGGCUCAAUGUGUCAAACGUCGCUGCGAUCUUGGACGACUAUACCCGCGAGAUCACGGUCUGGUAUACCUCCGGGGCCAGUGGCGGGCCGGAUUCUGAGUGGAACUCGAAUCGAGAGAGCGUUGGAGUCCUGCACUGGAGACGGCGAACGAGUGAGGAUAAUACUGCUACAUGCUGGGAGUGCUACAGGCAUUCGUGUAUACGGGGUGGAGCAGAUCUGGACAACAUGAUAUGA